AUGAACUGGGAACUGUUAAGAAGCAGACUACACAUCGAUCAAAUAGAUUUAUGGAAUCAAGUCAACAAGCUGCUGCAGGAAUCGCCACUCCAAACACACCAAAAAGAUUAUGAACACACAAGCGAGUUUUAUAUAUGGUUAAUAUCCAGAAUUCUGGAAGAUAAUAAUAGAAAAGGUACAAGAGAAUCUAAGACUGUGCAAACGGAACAGGAUUCUACCGAACCAGAGCUCGAAAAUCUUAUAAAAGGGCUAGAACUGGAAAAUAAAAUACUAGAAGAAUGCUAUGAAAAGGUCCCAGGACCUGAAAAUUAUUAUAAAGAGGAAGAUUUGAUAAUCAAAGUGUGCUGUGAAGGAGAUAGUAUCAACUGGGAAACCACAUCAAAUUUGAUCAAAUUGAUGAAAUUCAGAGAAGAUAAAUAUAUAGAAAAGUGUUUAAGCCUCUUAAAGAAAAAGAAUGAUCUCUUCAGGAAAAUCAUCGCAGCGCAAUACCUGAGUAUAGUAUCAUUAAAACAAAUACAUUCAAGAAAUAGGACUAAAGAUUUUGAAAGACCAAAAUUUAUAUCUAAGGAAACUAAAUCUGAACUGGAGAGGAAAAUCGAAGAUUUAAAGGAACAGAAUCAACUCCUCAAUUCGAGGCUGGAAAUCUACAAGUCAGAACUAGAAAAAUUUUACCCCAAAAAUAAUUCUUCCUGUCCGAAAGAGGAAAAUUUUAAUUUAUAA
Molecule: messenger RNA, 720 nt
Organism: Theileria annulata
Lineage: Eukaryota; Apicomplexa; Aconoidasida; Piroplasmida; Theileriidae
Exons: 1
Coding region: 1-720 (239 amino acids)
Source: RefSeq, a predicted model, not a curated record